UUCCCCUCCCCUCCCCCUGCCUCAGCCCUCAGUGUUUGUUUUUCUCCCGGAAGCAAACUUACAGAUGAAAGGGUUGGCCUGCCCGUGCCCUGCCCUACCCAACCUCUCGGAGCUGGGGACCUGCUUAAUGGCUGAGGGUUCCCGGACUCAAGCGCCACGUCAAGGAUCUCCUAUAAACAUCCAAUUUCUUCGCGCCCAGUAUGACAGUCUGAGGAGACAGCAGAGGACCCAGGCUCACAUAAUGGUGUUCCCUAAAGAAGGAGCCAUGCCUACUCCAGCGGAAUCGAUGACCAGUGCUGUUUGGAUUAACAAAGAGAGAAGGAGCUCACUGUCCCUGGAGGAGACUAACUCUGAGGUUGAGGGGAUGUUGGAGGAAGUAGACAGAAGCUGCCACCAGGCUCCCGAAACUCCAUGGCACACAUACCUAGAGAUGCGUCGCUUGGUCCAAACCUUCCAUCUGGAAGCCAGUCACCAAGGGAACCUCAAGGGAGACCUUUCGGAGUCAGAACCAAGGCUAUCUCCAGAAGGAGACCCCGAUGUGUCAAAAAACAAUCAGAAGACACAGCAACAAAACAAAAUCCCAGAGGCUGCUCAGUGUCAAAGUCAGGAGGGUGGUAUCCCGCUGCAGGAGGCAGGCUCCAGCUUACAAGCCAACACUGAGUGUCUUCCUUCCACAAAGAACCUACACAGGUCUGGAAAACCAGCUCACUACCCAUUCCCCCAGAGGAGACCACCCAGGAUCUCCCAAGCUGCCAGAAACUUGGGCUUAUAUGGCCCUCCCUAAUGCUUUCCACUC
This is a messenger RNA of Acomys russatus (golden spiny mouse), 796 nucleotides long. RefSeq names its product chromosome 2 C9orf152 homolog (gene C2H9orf152). NCBI's taxonomy places the organism in Eukaryota, Metazoa, Chordata, Mammalia, Rodentia, Muridae. The record is from RefSeq and is a predicted model, not a curated record. The transcript is spliced from 2 exons. The coding region runs from base 65 to 784 and encodes 239 amino acids.